GGCCGACACCAGAAAUAGUCCCAGAAACCAGUGAAACAAACGCAGUGAGUGAAGGAUGGAGAGAAAGCAGGACAGCAGCAGUGAAGGGACGCUGCAGGCAUCUGCCUUGCUAAAGUCUGCCAUGUUGAAACAGAGCAGUAAGACCUGCCUGAACCUCUAUGACCACCUGACCCGGGUACUAAUAAAGGUGAUGGAUGAGCAGCCACAGGAUGUGGUGGACGUGAUCGAGGAUAUAAGUCGUGACGUGAAGCGGGCUUUAUUUGAAGACAAGCAAAGCAUCCUACGAGACCUUCCACAGACUACAGCUGCCGAGCUACUGGCUGAACAGCAACGUCCACUGUUUUCUCGACCAGAGGACAAUGAGCAGGAGGAUGAGCUGCAACAGGAAACACCUCUUCCUAAUGUGAGUGAGAUCGCCUUCUACCUGGAGCAGGCUGGAGUGGGUCUGGGCAGAGAGGAGAUGCAGAGGAUUUUUCUCGCACUCAAGCAGCUUGUUGAGUUGCAGGAGCUCCUGCGCUGCAGACUGUGGGGGAAGAUUCUGGGAACAGUGAGCAGCUAUAUUGUUGCUGAAGCUGAGUGCAGGGAGGGGGAGGAGGAGGAAGAGCAGAUCACUGAUGAAGCAGCUGAGGAAGAAGAGAGAGAGACCGAAACUCAGGAAAGUGACGAGAAUGAGAUGGAUCCUCUUCCUCAGUCGACGUAUAAACCCCCACCAGUGGUUCCAAAGGAGCCCAUAGGAACAGGCACUAACAAGUGUGUUUACUAUGUGUGUAAAGAGCCUGGUCUUCCUUGGGUAAAGCUGCCUUCAGUCAGUCCUGCGCAGAUUGCUGUUGCUCGCCAGAUCCGUAAAUUCUUCACCGGGAAGCUGGACGCACCAGUUAACAGUUACCCGCCUUUUCCUGGGAAUGAAGCCAACUACCUGAGAGCACAGAUUGCUCGGAUCUCUGCUGGCACACAGGUCAGCCCCCAGGGCUUCUUCCAGACUGGGGAGGAAGGAGGUGAUGAGGAAGAUGAGUCACCACGAGACAGCUAUGAAGUGAAUUCUGAUUUUGAGGGCGUUCCAGUUAAUGAGAUGUCUGAGUCUUUGUCCACCUGGGUGCAUCAUGGUCAUCACAUCCUGCCGCAGGGUCGUUGUACUUGGAUUAACAUGGCUGUGAACUCAGAGGACUCAAAUGAGGAAGGAGAUGCUGAGGAGAAAGAGGAGUCUGAUGAACCUGAGCCAGAAGUUGGGCCCCCUCUGCUCACUCCCCUUUCCCAGGAUGAAGAAAUUUUCAACACCCCUCCCUGGACCUCCAAGAUGUCCUCCACUCUCACCCCUCAGCAUGCAGUAGCUGUGCUGCGUUCUAACCUCUGGCCGGGGGCAUUUGCAUAUGCCUGUGGAAAGAAGUUUGAGAACAUAUAUGUUGGAUGGGGUCUGAAGUAUGCAGGGGAAGGGUACAGCCCACCUUUACCACCACAGCCACAAAGAGAAUAUCCCAGUGAUCAAGAAAUCACAGAAGCACUGGACCCGUCACUGGAGGAGGAACAGGCGCUGAAAGAAGUUUUGGAAGAGCAGCAAGUUGCUCAGGAGGAGUUGGAGGACACUGAUGAAGAGGAUGAAGAUGAUGGCUGAGAAAACAGUUACACAUCUUUUCAAGUUUGACCUUUAAGGUAUUUAAAUGUUGGAAUUGAUAAAUAAAAUUUGACCAACAUUUGUCA
Molecule: messenger RNA, 1695 nt
Organism: Limanda limanda (common dab)
Lineage: Eukaryota; Metazoa; Chordata; Actinopteri; Pleuronectiformes; Pleuronectidae
Product: radial spoke head protein 6 homolog A-like
Exons: 7
Coding region: 56-1609 (517 amino acids)
Biological process (GO): cilium assembly; cilium movement involved in cell motility; axoneme assembly
Cellular component (GO): axoneme; radial spoke
Source: RefSeq, a predicted model, not a curated record